GGGUCAGCCCGCAAGAUGGCGGCGGCAGUGACCUUCCUCCGGCUGCUGCGCCGUGGCGGAGGGGCGGCGCUGAGCCUGCCCGGGGGCACCAGGUGCUUCGGGGUGCGGACCUCGCCGACCGGGGAGAAGGUCACGCACACCGGCCAGGUUUACGAUGAGCAAGACUAUAGGAGGAUUCGGUUUGUGGGGCGUCAGAAGGAGGUGAACGAGAACUUCGCCAUUGAUCUGAUAGCAGAGCAGCCCGUGAGUGAAGUGGAGAGCCGCGUGAUAGCCUGCGAUGGCGGCGGGGGGGCUCUCGGCCACCCCAGAGUGUACAUCAACCUGGACAAAGAAACAAAAACCGGGACAUGUGGCUAUUGUGGACUCCAGUUCAAGCAGCACCAUCACUGAGCGAUCGUGCACAGUCCUGGGAGGUGGUGCGUGUGAGCGUUUCCCUGGUAAAUAAAACAGGUGAAGACCCUGGUGCUGUGCACCGGGCGUUCCUAGUGCUGAAUAAAGGGCGUUGUUAUCAGG
Messenger RNA from Diceros bicornis minor, 513 nucleotides. It is a transcript of the gene NDUFS6, whose product is annotated as NADH:ubiquinone oxidoreductase subunit S6. Gene Ontology annotation, biological process: mitochondrial electron transport, NADH to ubiquinone. The record is from RefSeq and is a predicted model, not a curated record. The transcript has 4 exons. The coding region runs from base 16 to 390 and encodes 124 amino acids. Lineage: Eukaryota; Metazoa; Chordata; Mammalia; Perissodactyla; Rhinocerotidae.